This is a messenger RNA of Laccaria bicolor S238N-H82, 186 nucleotides long. RefSeq lists its product as uncharacterized. The transcript has 2 exons. The record is from RefSeq and is a predicted model, not a curated record. Lineage: Eukaryota; Fungi; Basidiomycota; Agaricomycetes; Agaricales; Hydnangiaceae. The coding region runs from base 1 to 186 and encodes 61 amino acids.
AUGUGGAACCAAGCCAAAGCCCCGACUCUACGAAACUGGUUCCUUGUCGGUAGCUACUUGCGGAAAUGCGCGUGGGCGACAGACACGGAGCUUCAAGUUAGUACUGAUGAGAUCAUUUGCGAGUCCUAUCAGGACAAGAAGGGCAACCAGCAGAAUGAAAACACAAUGGAACUAGUGGCUUGUUGA